Messenger RNA from Fusarium sp. VM40, 924 nucleotides. The record is from the annotation of a GenBank genome assembly. Lineage: Eukaryota; Fungi; Ascomycota; Sordariomycetes; Hypocreales; Nectriaceae.
AUGGCAUACACUUCAAUCACCAUUAUCAUCUCUCCCUACCAUGUCGGCGCUUAUGACCAUCGCGUCGGCGGGGGUCCCCUCCGCAUCCUGUCCCAUGGCAUCGCCCGGGAUCUGGGCAAAUUAGCCCCAGUUUCCUUCAUUAACAUCGGCCCCGUUGAUGACUUCGAGGGCGAAAUCGGCAAGACUUUUGAGAUCUUGCGCCGUAUCUCCAAUGCGGUCGCUACAGCUACCAAGAACAACUCAUUCCCCUUGGUCCUCUCCGGGAAUUGUUAUGCAAGCACUGCGACUUUGGCUGGUCUCAACCAACAAAACUCGGGCAACACAGGGUCUAAACCUGCGGCUCUGUGGCUGGAUGCCCACGAUGACCUUGAUACGCCUUCGACACAUGAGAACGGUUAUCUCGAUGCCAUGGCCGCCUCCAUGAUGACUGGUUCGAGCUGGCAUAAAUUAAUGGAGACUGUCCCCGGACACGAGCCCUUGGACGUCAAGAAGGUCGUGUGGUGUGGAUUGCGAGAUUGCUCUGAAACGCAACUCAAGACUAUCAAGGAUGCUGGAGUAGAUGUAGUCUGGGGCAACACUGCUGGAAAGGUAGAUUUUACUGCUGGUCUUGCUGCUGUUCUCGAUCGACGACAAGAUAUCAAGGAUGCACAUAUUCAUCUUGACUUGGAUGUCCUCGACGAAUCACUAGGCCGUGUCAAUGAUUUCCCUUCCCCCGGUGGCUUCUUCUCCGAGGACUUGAUGGGUUUAAUGCAGAUGAUCCCUCAGAAGGUGAACCCAACUUCACUUGUCGUCUGCUCAUUUGACCCUCGUCUGGAAGGCGGUGACACAGUCGCUUUGCUCGCCUGUCAGGCCAUAUGCCGACUUGUGAAGGGUUUAAAAGAGAAGGGUGCGCUUGUUGCAGAUGGCGCGGACAACAAUGCUUAG